AUGACAACAAGAUCAUGGUUUCAACAAUCUGCACAAGUUCGUAACUCAUUGAGUUCUGAAGAUGCAGCAACAGCCCUUAUUAAUAUCUCAAAAGCGCCUUAUUCAAAAGUUACUGACGAGAGAAUAAAUACGUUGAUGAAGCACAUCAAAAUUAUUGGUGGUCACGUCAUGGGUUCAGCUCAUUCCCGAUCAGCUCUUCUGUUGGGCGGUGUACUUGGUCCUGCAAAAGCGUAUUUCGGCACUGUAGAGAGUCAAGGAAGAGGAUCGCUCCAUUUACAUCUCUUGAUUUGGCUCAAUCAUGAAUAUACUCCAGCACAAUUGAAAGAAAAUAUUCAAAAUCAAGAUUUUCGUGAAAAUUUACUAAAAUAUUUAGAAGAUAUUAUAAAAGAAGAUUUAGAUUCGUUUCGAGGACAAAUUGAAUCGACAGCAAGUGAAGUUAUACCACCAUGUCUCCCGACACCAAAUCCUGCAUUGGAAGGCUUCGAUCAAACGUUUCGCAAAGAUGCAGUUCAAUUGGUCGAAACCUGCAAUAUUCACAAGCAUUUUGCAGCUUGCUAUAAAUAUUCUAAAGGCAAAAAUGAGAGUUCAAAAAUUUGUCGAAGGCGCAUGCCACGUGCACUAGUGAAGAAGGCUAUCGAUAAAUCGGAUCGUCAUUUACUAAAAAAUGUAACCGAUCCUCAGGGCCAACAAUUACCUACAGAAGGAACGAAAAUGAAUGAACGUCAUACAUUUGACAGCGUACAUCCACAAUCAACAUCUCAUCUCAUAAUUAAACGUUCCAUUCCAGUAGUACCAGUUCUGACAGGUCCUCAAAUACCUCGCCGCGAACGAGAAGAAACACAUGAACGUUAUUGUCGCGCGUUGUUAACAUUAUUCGUGCCAUGGCGAUCAGUCGAGAACCUUUGUGCAACGAAUGAGACAUGGUCUGAAGCAUUGGAAGCUCGAAGGCUGUUGAUCUCUCCCAACUCGCUUAAGAUUAUAGAAAAUAUAGAACUUUUGCACGAAUGCAAACACGAUCGGGAUGAACAUCUUCAUCAAGUUCUUUUAGAAGCCCAAAACGACAACAGCAUUGACCCUAUUUUGAUGCCUAAUUACUAUGAAGGCGACGAAAAUGCAGAAGAAGACGAUCCUGAACAACUUUUGCAAAUGCUCUCCAUCGUAAAUGAGAUCUCGACAAACACUUACUCUGCAUUGGCAGCUACUCAAGAACAACGCUAUGUUCAUGAUGCAUUACAAGCAAUUGAUAAUACAGAUAGAUUUGCAUUACUAAAUGACAGCAGACACAUUUGGCACCAAAAUAAUUAUGGCACCAUACACGACAUCAACACAUUUGUGGUAGCUCACGCACAUCACAGCGUCAUGAUUAAAGGAUGGAAACGUGACAUUGAAGGUCGACGAGAUGAAGCAAGAAACUAUUUAAUUUCAGGUGAAAAUACUCUGGAAGUACGAGAUGAUGAAACACAGAUUGAAGUCGUAGCAACUGAAAUUCCAACAAGUCCCAUUAAAACGAGAGCUACAAGAGUUCCACCUGUGACUACAACCAAUGCAAUAUUAUUUCCAAUAAAACAAGAUAUUAUCAGACAAUUUACACUAAGCACUCAGCAAAAAUAUGCUUUUAUGAUUAUAACUAGUCACUUAGAUGGCGAAAAUCAUGCUUAUACCGGUAUAUAA
Messenger RNA from Rotaria sp. Silwood1, 1671 nucleotides. NCBI's taxonomy places the organism in Eukaryota, Metazoa, Rotifera, Eurotatoria, Philodinida, Philodinidae. The record is from the annotation of a GenBank genome assembly.